This is a messenger RNA of Rhipicephalus microplus (southern cattle tick), 1053 nucleotides long. RefSeq lists its product as uncharacterized. NCBI's taxonomy places the organism in Eukaryota, Metazoa, Arthropoda, Arachnida, Ixodida, Ixodidae. The record is from RefSeq and is a predicted model, not a curated record.
UUUCCAAGUCCCGGGAAAAGCGAAGUGUGUGUUUGAACGCGCAUUCAUUGCGAAAGUCCUGCUGCGGCAAAGCUUCCAAUGGAUGAGGCCGUUAACCUGGGAGAAACAUCAGCUCUGACCUGUGUCCACGAGUCUUGCUGGCAGUGCCUUGUGCAUGAUCCACUCGAUGGAAGCAACUGUUGCCUAGCCUGUGGUGCUCACCUGCUGCUUCACUGUUCCCAACACUGGAGUGCUUCUCGUGCUGUGGCUGCUGCUGAAGCUUUGGUUUCGGCACUCCGUGACCUGCCCGGGUCUCUUCCAGACCCCUUGCGCACCGCUGCUGCUCCACCCAUCUGGUCUCUGCUUGCCACAGCACUGCACUCAUUCAUGGGCCACACAUCUGAUGCUGAAGCUUUGCACGCAGCUGCACAGGGUAUGUGUCGUGCUGUGACUCUGCUUUCGUUGUCGGAGAUUCCUGAUGCUCAAGACAUGUUCAAGGUGGUGGUUGAAGAUGUUGUAGGCAGUUUUUGCCUGGCAAGCAGUGGCUCUCCAGAGAAGACUGAAGCAAGACUAACGGUCUUGGCAACUAUGGCAGCUCUGAAUGGUGCAGCAGUGGGCAAAGUGAUUGCUUUAAAGACAGGUGAAGUGGAAGCUGUUUUCUUGCGGCUUCUUGCGUCAUCCUCGUCACCUGAAUGCACCUUACAACAGCUCGUCUGCCUUCUUUCCCGGCUAUGUGAAGAGGGCAUUUCGCUACAGAAUGCACUUCUGUUACAAGUGCUGUAUCAAUCUGCUGAAUUUCUGCACUCAUCUCGCAGCCCUGAACUUCAUGAAGAGAUACUGCAGAAGCUGUGCCAGUUGCUGUCCAAGGCCUUCACAAACUCCUCCCUGCUGUCUAAUGAAGCAGACUGUGUCUCGAAGCUGCUGGGUUCUCUGAAGGCUAUCAUGCUGCAAGCCAAAGAAGUCUCACUACGCAUCGCAGCAACCGAUUGCAUUACUGCCCUUGUGGGCACGCCAGCUGCCCCGCUCUGUGCUGAACUCCAUUUGCCUGGUGAGCAAGAUGGCGGCUGUGAAUAG